This is a messenger RNA of Drosophila bipectinata, 2193 nucleotides long. Its product is annotated as P protein. NCBI's taxonomy places the organism in Eukaryota, Metazoa, Arthropoda, Insecta, Diptera, Drosophilidae. Gene Ontology annotation, biological process: transmembrane transport. Gene Ontology annotation, cellular component: membrane. The record is from RefSeq and is a predicted model, not a curated record.
UUGAUGCUUUGAUUUAUCUAUCAAAUGCCAAUCGAAGGUGAUACUAUUUCGGUUACAAAUUCAAGACCUUUGGUGAGAGUUCCGGAGACAUGGAAAGCGUCAUACCAUUUAGGCAACAUCCACGACGAUUUGCGGGAGGCGGAUUCCCAGGCCUCAAUAUAUGGCGUUCGAUCGAUUGAAAAUGAACGCGUUACUAAUGCAUUGAUUAUCAUAAAAAUUAUUACACUGAUGAUACUAUGGUGCUUCUUUACAUACUACCUGGUGCUGCAAGAAUCCAAGCCGAUAGCCUCCGUGGUGGUGUUCAUCCACCCGAACGAGACUCUGGUUCGAAGUGUAAAGCUGCCCCACGACGCUGCCAAGAUCACCCUGAGCGGGUCCAUCGACAAAACACUAACAGCCACUCCGGGCAAGGCUAAGAAUGAACCCGCUGUUGGCCUCCGGGUGGAGUAUCGAGACUCGGACCUGAAUGAAACCUAUAAGCAAACUGACAUGUGGAAUGUGUACUUGAUAGACGAUGAGGAUAAGUAUGAGACAGUGCACAACCUUUUCGAAAUCUCUCCGGUUCAGGGUGAUGCCAAAGCGGUUAUCUCGAUAGAAGGAAAGUCGUCGUUCCCGGUGGCCCUGCUACUGAAUUCAGAUGCCUAUCCAGUGAUAUCAGACAAGGGAGUUAUUUACGCCACGUUGUUGCUGUUUGGACUAUAUAUACUUAUUGUCUUCGAGGUGACGGACCGUACGUUGGCGGCACUGUUGAUUGCCGCUGCUGCCCUUGCGAUACUUACGGCUAUUGGAAACAGGCCCACCAUUCCCAUGAUCAUCUCUUGGGUGGAUUUCGAGACUCUGAUGCUGCUCAUGGGCAUGAUGAUCAUGGUGGCAAUUCUUUCGGAAACCGGACUCUUCGACUGGCUAGCAGUGAUGGCGUAUAGGGUCUCCAUGGGCCAACCCUGGGGUCUGGUCAUAUUUUUGAGCCUGUUCACGGCCGUAUUCGCCGCUUUCCUUGACAAUGUCACUAUGCUGCUCCUGAUGGCGCCCAUUGCAAUCCGGCUGUGCGAGGCCAUGUCCUUGAAAGUGUCCCUGGUACUCAUAAUUGUGGUGGCCUACUCGAACAUAGGUGGUACCUUGACCCCGGUAGGUGAUCCUCCCAAUGUGAUUAUUUGCACCAAUCCGACCGUGCAACACGACAAUAUUAACUUUGUCAACUUCACUCUGCACAUGCUGCCCGGAGUCGUUCUCUCCACGUUAGCGGGCUAUGGCGUUAUCUAUGUAAUGAUGCGCCAUACCCUUUUCGAACUCGAUGAAAAGCAGAUCCUGCUGGCGAAGGAGCACGAGAUGAAGAGAGCCCUGCCCGAUGAAAAGACCCUAGCACGAGUGCAGGAGCUGAAGAACCGGCCAUCGCUGAUGAGGUGCCUCAAGCCGGCUGAAAACUAUUACAUUGUGCUGGCCAUCUUGGAGAACCAGUACAAGAUACGAAACGUACCGCUUCUAAUCAAGUCAUUGAUAGUUCUGACCUUCACCCUCGCCUGCUUCCUUCUGCAUUCACUGCCCCAAUUGCCGGGCGCCACCCUUGGCUGGGUAGGUGUCCUGUCUGCUUUCCUGCUUCUGAUCUUGGCCAACAUUAGUGACAUCGAGAUAAUCCUCGCCCAGGUGGAGUGGUCGGCUCUUCUCUUCCUCGCCGCCUUAUUCGUCAUCACUGAGGCGGUGGAAGAGUUGGGCUUCAUAGGUUGGCUGGGCGAAAAGACGGUCCAGCUGAUAAUGACAGUAGAGAAGAGACACCAGUUGACCGUGACCAUAAUGCUAGUUAUCUGGAUGACCGCCUUUCUAUCCGCCUUCGUGGGAAACGUCCCAGUCACCGCCAUGAUGCUGAAGCUCGUCCUCGAGAUAUAUCGCAACGAACAAAUUGAAGUGCCGCUUUCGCCUUUAAUUUGGUCGCUGUCCUAUGGUGCUUGUCUGGGUGGGAAUGGCACUCUAAUCGGUGCCUCGGCGAACGUGGUGGCUGCUGCGAUCGCGCACCACAACGGCUAUAGGAUCUCCUUUCUGUUCUUCCUUCUAUACGGAUUUCCUAUGAUGAUAAGCAUGGUUACGGUCACUUCUAUAUACCUUUUGAUAGCGCACUCAGUAUUCACAUGGCCCCUGACCGAAGGCGAAGAUUAAGCUUCUUGUAAUUAAUGGACAACCAAAUUAAAGUGUCAGUUUGUA